UCAAACCAUUGUGAAGCUACUUCCAAGAAACAAAUCCAACACUACUAUAAAUCUGUCUACUCCCUUCGUCUCAAAACAAGCAAGUUCUUCCUUCUUGUUCAUUUCUAUUAAUUUCUUCGCAUUUAACGAGCUCUUUUUAACAACAUAAGCUGCAAAAAUGAGAAGCAAAGCGAACAAGAGAAGCAAGUUCAUGCUUAUAAUCUUAGCGCCCAUUAAACUUCUUUCCAAGGCUAGAGAUUUCUACGUAAAGGGCAUGCAGGAUUGCAAUGGCCGGAUAGGAAAUUGCGAUGGUGCGAUAGUUUGUCCUACGGCACAUGUUGUGCACUUGUCUAGGAAUUUGAGUGUCAAUUCUUCCAACCCGAUUCAUGAUGAAGAACUCAGAGAGCUUUUACGAGCAGCAUCAAGAAAGAACAUGCAAUUGAAUCUGUAUGGGCAAGCAGAGAAGACGAAGCAGAGGGGUGGAAUGGGGAGGAGCUACAGUGUCGGCGUAGGGAAGUUGGGGAGAAUUGAUGAGGAAGAGGCAUGUGCAUUUGAGGAAGAUUGUUCAAAGGCGGCAGUGCUGUAUCCAAGAAGUCGAAGUUAUGCGGUUACCCGGAAUUUCCUUUCACGGUAGAGAAUAUUAAUACACCAAUGCUUGGUGCACAUGGUCUUGAGUAUCUAAUCAUAUUCUUAAUUUAAAAUCACGAAAUCACAUAAUAAAAUAUUAUUUUAAUACUUAAUUGAAUAUUCAAAACUCCGAUUGUGCAUAAUUUUAUUGUAAUAUUAUAUUGUCUAUGUUUUUCCUUUCAUUAUUUCGUUACAUUCUGAUUCUGGAAGUAUGAAACUGUAGUAAGAAACAUAAAAAUCUACUUUCUUUCUUUCAUUAGUUUAUGUAUUUUCUCCCAUCUUUAGUUAACGGUAUAAAUAGUUGUGGAAAUAUAUGC
Messenger RNA from Mangifera indica (mango), 923 nucleotides. RefSeq lists its product as uncharacterized. The transcript has a single exon. The coding region runs from base 158 to 613 and encodes 151 amino acids. NCBI's taxonomy places the organism in Eukaryota, Viridiplantae, Streptophyta, Magnoliopsida, Sapindales, Anacardiaceae. The record is from RefSeq and is a predicted model, not a curated record.